Messenger RNA from Phalaenopsis equestris, 1135 nucleotides. Its product is annotated as protein ODORANT1-like. The coding region runs from base 90 to 824 and encodes 244 amino acids. The record is from RefSeq and is a predicted model, not a curated record. The transcript has 2 exons. NCBI's taxonomy places the organism in Eukaryota, Viridiplantae, Streptophyta, Magnoliopsida, Asparagales, Orchidaceae.
AGGAGAUGUUCAUAUGAAUAAAUAUAACAGGGAGUGGGUGAGGGGUUGGUGGAGUGUCUUUAGUAUUCCAUAGGGAAGCCUGAGAAGAUAUGGGGAGGCAGCCAUGCUGUGACAAGCUUAAGGUGAAGAAGGGUCCAUGGACGGCUGAGGAGGACAAGAAGCUUGUUGCCUUUAUCCUUAGCAAUGGCCAUUGUUGUUGGAGGGCUGUGCCGAAGCUCGCCGGCCUCUUGCGCUGCGGGAAGAGCUGCCGUCUUCGGUGGACUAACUAUCUCCGCCCCGACCUCAAGCGAGGCCUUCUCACCGACGCCGAAGAGAAGCUUGUCAUAGACCUUCAUGCUAGUCUUGGCAAUAGGUGGUCCAAAAUUGCAUCAAGACUUCCAGGAAGAACUGAUAAUGAAAUAAAGAAUCACUGGAACACUCAUAUAAAAAAAAAGCUUCUAAAGAUGGGAAUUGAUCCGGUCACCCAUAAGCUCCUUCAUGAUCAAACGAGCUCGACGGCAGCGGCGUCGCCGAAUUCGACGGUGACAGAUGAUGAUAAAUUCAGCAAAAAACAUGAAUCUUUUGAUCCGAAGGAUGGCAUCAACCAAGUUUCACAGGAAGAGAAUGCUAACCCACAACAAAGCUUUUUGAAUACUAUGAACAGAGAUGAACAAGUGAUAGGUUGUUUGUGGGAUGAUGACAUGCCCUUCAUUGAAAAGCUAUGGAGUUCUCCUAUGAGUAUUGAAGAAUGGCUACUUGAUUACCAAGACUUUGGCAUUGGAGAUUUGGAGCUGGAGAGGGUGGAAAGAGGUGGGCUUGCUGAUGAACAAAUUAAACUGAACUAGGCUAAAAUAAGCUGAGGAUUGGGUGGAGGGAGCCCAAGCUCUUUGCUUAUGAAGUCUUGUUUUAAUUGUAAAGUGUGUCUGCCUUUUUUGGGGUGGAUAAUCAUGUUUUGAGCCCCUAGUUUUAUAUAGUCAUUGUCAUGAAGAAUAUAUAAAGUUCCGUAUGAAUAAGUUGCAUGAAGCACCUAUCUUAAAAGAAGAGGUGGGAUUCAUGGGACAAGAACUGUAAAAAGAUGCCAAGUGUUAUUGUUGUUAAGUGAAAAAUUGUAUGUCAACAGUGUAAAUAAUAAGUACUACUUGUAUAAAUAUAUGUG